Homarus americanus (American lobster) is the source of this 4024-nucleotide messenger RNA. RefSeq names its product twinfilin-1-like (gene twf). Gene Ontology annotation, cellular component: actin filament; myofibril; cytoplasm. Gene Ontology annotation, biological process: regulation of lamellipodium assembly; positive regulation of neuron projection development; barbed-end actin filament capping. Gene Ontology annotation, molecular function: actin filament binding; actin monomer binding. NCBI's taxonomy places the organism in Eukaryota, Metazoa, Arthropoda, Malacostraca, Decapoda, Nephropidae. Bases 100 to 1161 code for a protein of 353 amino acids. The transcript is spliced from 9 exons. The record is from RefSeq and is a predicted model, not a curated record.
GUUUUCUUUGAUGUGUGAUCAGAGCUCACUGUAUAUCCUAUAGACCUUGGUUCACACUAGCACAGUAAGCGACGACACAGACGGAAACGAAAACCAGUCAUGUCACAUCAAACCGGGAUUACAGCAAAUGAAGAUUUAUUGGAUUUCUUCUCUACCUGCCGUAAUGGAAGUGUUAGAGUCUUCAGAAUUACCAUCCAAGACGGUACUGAGGCCCUGCAGCUGGGGGAAUGGCAUCCAGCUCACGGGUCUUGGGAGGAUGAUUAUGACCCCUUAGUACUACCACUGCUUAAAGAGAAGCAGCCAUGCUAUCUCCUCUUCAGGUUAGAUAGUGAAGCUCAUGGAGGGUAUGAGUGGGUACUUAUUAGUUGGUCUCCAGAUGACUCACCAGUACGGGAGAAGAUGCUGUAUGCCUCCACAAAGGCCACACUCAGAAAGGAGUUUGGAGCAACACAGAUCAGGGAUGAGAUAUUUGGCACAGUACAUGAAGAUGUAAGUUUGGAUGGUUUACAUCGUCAUCGCAAGUCUGCAAGUGCCCCAGUUCCACUCACCUUAAGGGAGGAGGAAAUUCAAGAAAUAAAAAAGCAAGAGGUUGGAGUAGACAUUGGGGUGGACAGUAAACAUCAAACUAUGGCUGGCAUUAGUUUUCCUCUUGUAACUGAGGCUCUUGAUGCAGUCCAAGAAUUUACUAAAGGAAAUCUUCAAUAUGUCCAACUUAUGAUUGACACAUCAGCUGAGGAGGUUCAGCUGGCUGGUACACAAAGAACUCUAGCUGUAACUGGUUUACCUGGUCACAUCCCUGACUCAGAAGCACGUUACCACUUGUAUCGAUAUGAUCAUAACUAUGAGGGAGACUUCUUCCAUAGUGUGUUAUUUAUAUAUUCCAUGCCAGGAUAUGCCUGCCCCAUCAAAGAAAGAAUGUUGUACUCCAGCAGUAAAAACCCCAUAACACACCUCCUAGAAAAUGGCCUUAAUUUAGCCAUCUCAAAAAAGCUUGAAAUUGGUGAGGGCACUGAAUUAACAGAGGAAUAUCUGUUAGAUGAAAUUCACCCAAAACGUAACCUACAUCGCCCCAAGUUUGCCAAACCUAAGGGCCCAGCAAAUAGAGGAGCUAAGAGACUGACUAGACCACCCAAGGAUAGUCCAGGCAAUGGUGAUUCUUAAAUAUUGACCCAACAAAUGCACCAUAAUAAUUCAGUUUGAUUUAUAGUGAAUUAUUUGUUUUUGUGCUGAAAGAAAUGGUGAGACUUGUGGCCUCAUUAUGCCUUAACCAACAUGUCACUCUCUUCAAAUAGUGCCACAGGUGCCAGCCAUUAUAAUUUAAAAUCAAUAUGGAUUUCUCCAAAAAUGUAUACUUUGCAGGGUGUCAGAUCAUAUUGUAAUGUGGUCAAAUCUAUCCAUUGUUAUCCUUAAAUAUAUUUUCCAUAGAUGAUAUUUAGCAAAAGUCUCAUACAAGUGCUACAUCUUUACAUGCUACUGAUAUUGUCUAUGGUUGUUGUAGAAUAGAUUGAAAAGAUUUUGGACCUGCUAGAUUUUGUACUUUUUUCAGGGUUAUAUCAACUUCUAGCUUGCAAAUAAUAUAGAUUACGCCAAGAAUGAAGCUUUAAUAAUAUAUAAUGAAUGGGUGAAGUUAUUUGAAUACCCUGUACAGGUAUUACAAUUCUAAAGAACACAAAGAGUACGCAGAAGUCCCAUGCUGUAUUGAGAGUAUGAGCACUGCAUUUAUGAGGUCCCUUCAUCAAGCCUGCUGUGAUUUUUGAGCUUCAUUCAUUUGGUGUCGAUAAUAUUGAUCAUCUUUUGAGUAAAAGACAUUAACUAGUUUAUGAAAAAGUUUAGCACAUACAGUUCAUGAGUUUUUCACAAGAGUAAGUUCCUUUGUUUAUUUUAUUAAUAGUAGUACAGUAGUGUCGUGGAUUUAUUUUAUGUGAAUUACAGAUCAUAGAGAAGUGAUAUUCAUUGUGGAAAACUUUCAUUUAACUGAUUAUGUUUGAAUUGUACUUGUCCUGCAGGUUUAUUGUUUAAUGGUAUUUUUAUACCAAACGAUCAGGGUAAUUAUUUUCUCGUUGGAUCCUUUAAUUUUUCCUUCUUGAGUACUAUUGAAACACUGCUUGAAAGUUGAGUACAGUUCUUGAUCUUAUUUCUGGGUUUACAUUUUUACUUUUCCUACUUGUUUCCUUCAUAAGAUGCCAGCAAAUUGUGCGAAGCAUCUUCAUAUUGAUCUUCCGUCCGUUUGUCCAUAAUUAAUCUAUUGUUUUUCAGUACAGUAUCUUAAAUUUGCAUUGAAGAUUUCUUUUCGUAUUUUGUGUUAAUAUAACCUAAUAAAAAUUUCUGGCUAUGUUUGAUUUUAAAGAGUGUUCACUAUACUCCUUAACAUAAAGGUAUUAUUGGAAUAUAAUUUUUCAUUCAGCAAGCUGCGCUUUUAUAUUUACAGGUCAGAUACCUUAAAAAUUAUGUGAUAAUUUUCUAAAUUUGGCUUUGUUUGUGAAAAAGGUAAUCAUCAUUGUUAAAAAACAGCAAUAAACUGUAUUCCAUCAGCUUUUCAGUGCAGUAACAAGUACCAUCGGUUGUGAAGAAGUUUGGAGUGUGGUCUUUCCCUUCUGUUUUUUUUAACACUUGUAUUUAUUUAAGUUGUUUUUCUAUUUUUUUUAUUGUGUAUUUGCUACUUUAGAAAUUAUGAUAUUCACUGUGCACCGUUAAGCAAAAUUGAACGAUUAUAUUCUAAUCACUGGUUGCUGGAUUUUGUAAACUCCUUGUCUGAAAGUUACAAGUAUUUCCCCACUAUUGCUUGUGAUAUAAUAGGUGUCACUUGCAUAUUUACCUAAGGUUAAUCUUAAUGACAAUGUUACCCAUAAUCUUUUAAGUAGACCAAAAUAUAGAAAACUCUUUUAGUUUUUACAAGUUAUUUACAUUAAAUCAAAGGGAUAGUUUUUUAUUAUGAUUGUGUAAAACCUCUUAAGUUGAAUUUUGAUAUUGUGUACAGGUCACUAUACACACACACACACACUUGAUUUAUUUAAUGGAUAGGGGAUUUAUCUGUGGAAUAUGUGAACUUUAAAGAAUGUAUUGAUCCAGGUGAUGAUAAUAAUUAUAUGAAACUAUAAUUGAGGAUUAAUAUUUCUUUCUGUGGUCUACAUUUACAUUGUUAAACAAGUGUUGUGGAUUACACAGUAUUAAUAUUAUAGUGCUGAAACCACAACCAAAGGUCCGUAUCAGUCUUUAUUUUAAGGGUGAAAAUAAGUUUAUCAGAGGUUAAUAUAUAUUUAUUUUAAUACAGAAUCCUGAAAUUUAUUUAGAUAAUUUAUCAAUUCCACUAACAUCAAUCAUUGAUGGUUUUACAUGGAAAAGUUUUAUUAAUUCUAAAGGCAAAAUUGCCUGUGUCUUCAAUAGUUUUUCUUUUGCCUUGUUUUUUCUCGUUCACAGUUUUAUUGAGGUAAUUUUUCAUAUUACAAAUACUGUUUGCUAAAAGACAAUCAGAUAGUUCUUGAAAUUAUUUAGUUAGGAUCAUCAGCCUUUUAUUUUUCCCAUUCCUGUGAUUUUUUUGUACCACAAAGGUAGAGUACAGGUAUUAUAGUAUGUUAUAUAAGUCUGGAAACUGAUGGUAUAUUAAAACCUGCUCAGAGUAUUAUGUUAGGUAUUUGUGUGCAUUUGUAACAAACAGGCUGAAGCAUGAUGAGGAAGUGCCAGCAGGAGCAGAAUAGUCAACAUGUACCACUGCCAUGCUGAUCAAGUGUUGAGUAAAGUUUGUACCUCAGCACUAGUUAUAUAUAUUUUGUAAUUUGUAUCUUACAACUGCCAGUGAUAUCUUACUGUGUAAGGUCAUUGUUAGAAUACAUGUUUUCUUGUGGAGCAUUAAGAUUCUUUCCAAUUAUGAAAAGUAAUUAGGAGUUUGUUAUUCCAAAGAAGUUCUACUGUAAUUGUCAUAGUUAAGAAGAGAUCUUUGAUACAUGUGUGGAAGAACUUUGUUUGCUGUUUCUUUGAAGUGGUUGUAGACUCUUGUUGAUCAUUUUAUAAACUUAUGAAUUAUGAA